Copidosoma floridanum is the source of this 495-nucleotide messenger RNA. RefSeq lists its product as uncharacterized. The record is from RefSeq and is a predicted model, not a curated record. Lineage: Eukaryota; Metazoa; Arthropoda; Insecta; Hymenoptera; Encyrtidae.
UUUAAAAAUAUAAUAGCUGAAAAAAAUUCAAAAACAAUUAAUUGUACAGAUGUUACUAACAACUUCUUAUCUAUUAUAAAUCUUAAACCAAUUUUCUUAAAAAUUUUUUCAUUAAACGGCGUACGUACAGAUUUACUCCAAAUUUCCGAUCAAUUGAUUGUUACACUUAAUUUUGUACUUUUUUUUAUUAUACGACAUCAACAUAACAAGAAAAUUGUUGAAUUUUUUAAUGGAACUAGCUUUAUUUUUCUUCAAACUGUUAAAUCUGCUAUUCAGUAUCAAAAAAAACAAUGGAAUCUUUAUCUUCAUGAUUCAAAGUACAGGAGCUCAACAAAGGCUAAUAGAAAUUUUUUAACAUUAGAUUUUCAUCAUUCAUUAGACCUACCAGUUGAACAAAAAAAAAUGAUUUAUAAUGAUGCCAUAAAUAUGUUGUUGGUCAUGGAAAAUAUUUUACAACGAAUUUAUGAACGACUUAAUGAAACACUAUGUAGCUAA